CCCUUUACCUUUGACCCCAGGUGCUGGACUUGGAGGAGGACAAAGGGGACUGGGGGUUCAAGGCUCUGAAGCAAAUGAUUAAAAUCAACUUUAAAUUGGGAAACUAUGAAGAAAUGAUGAAGAGGUACAAGCAGCUUUUAACUUACAUCAAGAGUGCAGUGACGAGGAACUACUCAGAGAAGUCCAUCAACAGCAUCCUGGACUACAUCUCGACGUCCAAGAACAUGGCUCUCCUGCAGGAGUUCUACGAGACGACACUAAUGGCUCUCAAAGAUGCCAAGAACGACCGACUCUGGUUUAAAACAAACACAAAGUUGGGCAAGCUGUACUUUGACAGAGAAGAAUUCAACAAACUUGCCAAGAUCCUGAAGCAGCUACAUCAAGCAUGCAAGACGAAAGACGGCACGGACGACUUAAAGAAGGGCACCCAACUGCUGGAAAUCUAUGCACUGGAGAUACAGAUGUACACAGCACAAAAAAACAAUAAGAAGCUGAAGGCGCUGUACGAACAGUCACUACAGAUCAAGUCAGCCAUUCCACAUCCGCUCAUCAUGGGAGUCAUCAGAGAAUGUGGAGGGAAGAUGCAUCUUCGAGAGUGUGAAUACGAGAAGGCCCACACGGACUUCUUUGAGGCGUUCAAGAACUACGAUGAAUCAGGCAGCCCGCGGCGGACAACGUGUCUGAAGUACCUUGUCUUAGCCAACAUGCUCAUGAAGUCUGACAUCAACCCCUUCGAAUCACAAGAGGCAAAACCCUACAAGAAUGAUCCAGAAAUCUUGGCCAUGACGAACCUUGUCAGUGCAUAUCAGAAUAAUGACAUCAAUGAAUUUGAGAAGAUCUUGAAGAAUAACCGACGGAACAUCAUGGAUGACCCGUUCAUUAGGGAACACAUCGAAGAUUUGUUGCGAAACAUUCGUACUCAAGUGCUAAUUAAAUUGAUAAAGCCCUACACAAGAAUUCAUAUUCCCUUCAUCUCACGGGAGUUGAACAUCGACGUAUCAGAAGUAGAAAGCCUGCUGGUGCAAUGCAUAUUAGACAAUACAAUACGCGGGCGGAUAGACCAGGUCAACCAGUUGCUGGAGUUGGAUCGACACUCUCAGGACACGGCUCGCUACCAUGCCCUCGACAGGUGGACGGUCCAAUUAGCAUCACUACAGAAAGCCGUAGGCAACAAGAUGGCGUGAUAAUUAACCCCUAUCCUCCCCUCCUCCAAACAUCGACCACCAACACUCCUACUAACAGAAAUGUGUAUAAAAAAAGAUAAGAAGAAAUUCAUCUUCAUUAUGUGUUUGUUUCUUUUUUGUAUUGAAAUUUGAACUUUGUUUAACUUUUGCAGGGACAUUGUGAAUUGGAUGUGUAUUCAUUGUGGCUGAUGUCCAAUUUCAGUCGGGUUUUCACGGGGACUAACUUUUUUUAUAGGGCAAUUCUCUCCCAACUAAAUGAUUUCCCGAUGUCACCGAAUAUUACACAUCUGUUCCACAAGCUUAGAGGAGUGUUUUUUUCAGGGCCAGUGUAAGAUUUAGUAGUUCAAGAAAAAAGUUAGUGCCCAGUGUGUGUUUUAUAUAGACAUUGCACUGGGUACCAGUCACAUUUACAUUGGAUAGUAGUAGGUCUUUCAGUCGGUAACCAGUGGUACAUGCUCGGCUUUAUGCAUACAUACAGACAUGGGCGAUAAGCGAUUCGGCUGCGUUCGACCUUUCUGCUUCUGACACAAAAGCGACCAGGAAUACUAUCACGAGACAAAGAAAUUGUGGAUUGUGAAGAUUCUAGAUGAUUGCAACAAGUGUGGGCUACGUUCAAGGCAAACUGUAACAUUUUGGAUUUCUUUUACUGCAAACUGAAGGAGCAGUCGUGCAAAAAUCCUGCUGCUUUUUGUUGGAGUUUCAUAAAUCGGUAAACCCCUUAUGGAAGUGACUGUCAGAGGUGCUUUUUGGAAGAUAAAAGACAGUGAUUUUGGUUUUUAAAUUUUCAUUGCAUUUUUUUUACAGCCAUUUGGAGACUGAAUGAAGGGGACAAAAAUUGAAUUGAGCUUGAAUUGUAGCAUCUCCUCUUUUUUUAGUCAUAAAAUGGGAAAAUACUUUCAAGCAUAAACCAAAAAUGGACAUUAACAAAUGUGUAUUAGCCAUGUGUAAAUUUUUGGAGGAAAAAGUCAUUUGUGUUGAGAUUUAUGUGGUUUACAAGGCUUUGAUGAUAAGUUUACCCUUUCAGACGUUUUCCCAAACGGAAGCACCCUCAGAAUGGACGUUUUUGACAGUUUUGUUCUAAAAACUCAUUUGGCUAACGGCUGAACUUGUAAACCACUGUUGUAACACACCACACUUCAACACUAACUCUCAAGGAGUGCAGUUGAAAUGACGAAGAAUCCUGAUGAAUUUGGUUCCUCCUUGAUUUGUUUAAUGGUGUCAUUCAGCAACUGAUGUUAUUAUAUUGUCUCUUGACAUGAUCUCAGUCAUCCACUUAGCAAAGUGAUGAGGACAAAUGACCCAGCCUGACCCAGGCAACCAUGUUGUGCAUGUGUACUCCGAGUUUCUUUUUCUUGGCUCAUGUUCCUUGUGAGAGCACCAUCGUCAAAGUGGACCAUCGAAACAUCAUCUUAGCCACAAAUGGUAUUUCUAGAUGUCCAGUACAUGUUCAUAUUAGCCGCAUAUCGGCAACAUUUGCCCACAUUUUGCUGCAUUUGGCCAAAGGUAACGAGACUGUGACAUAGUGGUCUUAAAUGCUCACACUAUUUAUAAGAUUGUUCCCAGUAGGUAAAUGCCUGUGCUGUAUGUAACGUUCAAGGACAGCGCCCUCUUGUGGCUUCAUUUUUGUAUGUGUAUUAAUAAGGAACUUGAUAUGGUGUCAUUACACAUUAUGGUUGAGUUCAGGCAGCCUA
Messenger RNA from Acanthaster planci (crown-of-thorns starfish), 2875 nucleotides. RefSeq names its product COP9 signalosome subunit 2 (gene cops2). Lineage: Eukaryota; Metazoa; Echinodermata; Asteroidea; Valvatida; Acanthasteridae. The record is from RefSeq and is a predicted model, not a curated record.